This is a messenger RNA of Odontomachus brunneus, 5032 nucleotides long. RefSeq lists its product as uncharacterized. The record is from RefSeq and is a predicted model, not a curated record. Lineage: Eukaryota; Metazoa; Arthropoda; Insecta; Hymenoptera; Formicidae. Gene Ontology annotation, cellular component: membrane. The transcript is spliced from 12 exons. Bases 2067 to 4250 code for a protein of 727 amino acids.
CCGCGGGAAUCGAUCGAGAAAGAGAGAGAGAGAGAGAGUCCGUUUAUUAAGGAUUGAGUGAUGCGCGUGCUCGCCUCAGCGCGGAGACGGAGAACGCACGGCGGACAAAACGAAUCCGCCGACAAAAAGCGUCACGAGUGUGCGGAAAGCUGGACGUUGCUAGGACGCCGUGCGAUUACCUGACGCGGUUUCUUCCUGCCCGGUGCUGCUGGUGGUGAUGGUGGUGGUCACUCGCCUCUCGUGACCCACGAUGGAUGAUGGAUCGUUGCACCACUAUAUGCGCGCUAAUCGUUUCCGCGAGCGCCGGGCGGCCGAGUGAAUCCUCUUCUGCAAAGCGGUUCCCAGGGGAAUCGCUCUCUCGCGGAAGCAAUAAGAACAUCGCUCACGGCAAAUUUAUGACGCAACAUGCGUAACACGAUACUUAUAUGUAUGCACAGACAGGCAUAAUAGUCUAAUGCAUGAAGUUACAUUGUCUUAUAGCAUUUUCUAUUGAGAAAAUUCUAGUGAUGCAGCGCCAGCGUUGUAAUAGGUUUCCACCUAGCAGUCUGUGCAGACCUGUGUAGUCUUUCAACGCUAAUCCUAUUGAAAAUAUAUGGACAACCAUGAAAAUGAAGCUUUGGGGAAAACGAGUUUUCACCUUGAAACAGUUGUCGUAUCAGCUUCGCACAUUAUGGAAAUCAUUACCCGAGACAUUAGCGGAAAAUCUUAAAACUACUAGUGCAAUAAUAUGUCUAGUGGAUAGUUCAAUGUGUGAAACACUUUAUUAUAUGAAAUCCUCCCUAAAACUUGAAAAAGUAAAGAAUAGAAUUCGAUUUCUUUGUUGAAAAUAUGCGGAGUUUUAACUUGCCUGUUAGUCAGUUUCAUGAAUCAUAUCUUUUACAUAAUUUAUUUUUGGUGUGGAGUUACAUAUGCAUCAAAACUGCAUACAUAUUUUCAUUGUAUAGUGUGACAUUAAUUCUAAUAAUACAUCAAACUUCUCUCUUCGGCUUUAAAACUUCUGCAUUUAUAACUUCACGUAAUAAUAAAAACACAUAUAACUACACGAAUUGCUUAUAUCACAAUAAUAUCCUGUAAACAUAUCCUAAUCGGGUAUGUAUACUGAUAAACAACUACUCAAACUCUAUUGGUCUGUUCAAUGAUUAUCCUGUUAUCUUUUUUAAAUAGACCCUAAUUCACAUCCUAAUUUUUUCAUUUUCGUUAAUUUGCGGAUAUGUAUUUGUGAAUGGAUUUGUUAAUUAUUUUUUUAUAUUUCCCUCUGUCCUGUAAUCUUGUAUAUCAAAAUCAAAAAGUAUACCAAAAAGGUUUUAUUACCGUUAAUUGAAUAAAUUGAAAUAUAGCACGAGGUUUCGUCGAGCUUCGUAGAAAGUGGAAUCUUCGUCCUCGUCGGACUAGAAAUACGUCGUAUUUCUUCUCGUAACGAAGCGUUCUCGUAGCAAAUGUUUGUUAGUUACGAAGCGAAACGACCUAGGGCAUGCAUUUCGGGUACAUUCGAUGCUAAACAUGUGAUAGGAGAGUGAAUACAGCAGGAUCGCCCUCGAGUUUGAUAUCGAUCGGCGAGCACGUACCAUCCGGUUCCAUCGACGAAAACGGAACGUCCGAAGGAUCGUUAACAUUUUCCUUGAACAUAAUUGGGGGAGCAGAGUGACGUGGUACGAUUAAGGAGAAAAGUUUUUGAUUACCCAUGAUGAGGAAUGUCGCGUAAAUUUGACGAUACAUUGCGGAUUAGUUUUGAUUUCGACUCUGAUCGCGAAAAUCCAGAAGAUAUUCGGUGACUCGGCGAUGUGGAGUUGGAUAUUGACGUAAUCAGAGACUUGUUGCCGGUGACGCAACGUGGUAGUCUUGCGGAGGACAUCUAGAUACCGUAAAGAAAGAAGAAAGAAAAACACAGCUCGUCCGAAACCAUCGUGUGCUACAUUUGCAUAAGCGUGGUCUCGAACGGCACGCAGAAUGGGCGCAUCGCAAUGGAGAUAGAGGAGCAGUGGCUAUAGUAGACGACCCCAGGUCGUCCCAAUUGACCGGCGCAUCUGCGAUCGUUUCCGAGUAAAGACAAAACCGGCUCCUCCACGAUGACCACGACGGCGUCGACGGAGAAGAUGGACACGGCGAAAGACCUGCCAAAGAAGAAGCUCAUCAACACGAACCUGAUAUCCCUCAAGUGUCUUCUGUUCAUCUUCUUCGGAGGCCUCGGCUGCCUUUUCCCGUUUCUUCCUCUGCACAUGACGAAGGUGGGAUUGCACAUCGAGGAUGUCCGAUUCAUAUCGAUAAUCUCGCCGGUGAUCGCGAUAAUCGGGCCCCUGAUAGCGGGGCUGGUCGCCGACAGACUCGCCAGACGUCAGAGCAAGAAUGACAAAUCGUCGACUGGUCGUUACCUUCGCGUGAUGAUCGCCGUCGCCUGCAUCUUUUCGGCGUUCUUUUACUCACUGCUGAUGCUGAUGCCCAGAAAGGAUCACGGUCUGUUGUCGGGGGAAAAGAACCCAGGCGUGAAGUUCAACUGCGAUCGGCACGGAGCAAUGGUGCGGCAAGAAAGAUGCGAAAAUCGCUUUGGUUGUCAUCGCUGGGCCGACGACGACAGCGGGGUGGGCAUCAUGUUGCUGGAGAAUUGUAACUACGCCUGUUACCUGACGACUGGAUCGCGACGAUGGCACGCGGAACUCGCCGCGGGUACCACGACGUUUAAGAGUACUGCCAACACUGACGUGGAUGAUUUCGAAGGCAGCGGCGCAAUGACGGUUGCACCUCUGGACAGUGAACUCUACGCACAACAGGAUCACGACGAGACGAAAAAAACUCGUCGUUAUAUUAUGGCCGAGAACGAACCGCCGCAUCUGUGUUACAAGGACGAGGACGACAACGUCGUCUGUCACGUUUACACGGAAUACUCUGGCUGCUUGCCGGUGAAUGGUAGCCUCGGGCAAGCAUUGAAUGCCGAAAAUGAAAAGGAAUGGUGCGCAUAUCCCGUGGCUGAGUACUUCGCCUGUCGUAUACCGCCUGAACUGGAAAUCAGGAUGGCUGAAUUCAAUCAGAGUUGCUCUAUAGAAUGCGACCUGAUUAAUCCGUAUACUCUGCCCGGUAGUGUGCUGGCGGAAAGCCAGUGUCAAAGAACCGGAGAUUGGGCGGUAGCGUCAUGCAACGGCCAACGUAGUGCCUGUAGGCCGUGUGUCUGGAUAUACCUAGUCGUACGAUCGGUCGCGGAUAUCUUCCCUACGACUGCCGUCGCUCUGAUUGACGCAGCAGUGGUGAUAGCAACCAGGGAGACGUCGUGCGGCCGCGGUGACGUCGGGCGCCAAUUGGCUUUCGGCUCUCUCGGUUUCGCCUUGUUGGGACCUUUGGCCGGUUAUCUAAGCACCUUGACGAGCGACAUAGGGCCAGCUUAUUGGCUGCCUCUUGUUCUGCACGCCGUGAUGAUGAUCAUCGCGUCCGUCAUCGCCUUGUCGGCGAACGACAUGCCGCUCAGUCCACCCGAAUGGUGGUGGCACACGAGAAGCGGCAUGUUGGCGUUGCCGAUGAGCGCUAUUAAGAGAUACGGCAGCGAGACCGCCGCCUUGUUCUUCGUGCUAUUAGUUCUGGGAACAUUCUGGAGCGCGAUGGACAGCUACCUACCCUUGCACUUGCAAAGGCUAGGAGGCGAUGAACUCUUAAUUGGUGUCGCUAUGACUGUCGGAGCGAUACCGGCAUUCUUGUUCCUCUGGAAGUCCGAACAUUUCGUGGAUUAUUGUGGCCACAGUAAUCUUCUCAUCACUGCCUUCACGGUGUACAUAAUUAGAUUCACCGGACUGAGUCUCGUAAUGGGACCUUGGUGGUCUCUAAUCUCGGAGGCUCUAGAAGUAUUCACCUUAGGGAUAAUGUGGGUUACUGCCAUUCUUUACCUGCGACAUUUAGUACCGCGUCAUUUAACGGUGACUGCCCAAGGGCUGCCUGUGAUAGCUCACUUCGGCUUUGGUCGGAGCAUCGGAGCCGCCAUCGGUGCUUAUGUCAAUCUCGGCGACGGGGACAUCGUGAACUCACUCAGAUUUGUAUAUCGUUGUAUGGCAGUAGCGGCGGCCAUUGUUGCCGUCCUGUAUUUCAUAUUAUAUCACGGUCUACUGAAGCCAAGAUGUCAUGCACACACCAUCCAAGGUCCUCGUCAACCUUCUACGAUUGUGCAAGCUGCUAUAAGAGAUUACGAAUCGACAAUGAACGGAAAUGGAAAUUAUACGCCGCUAAGGGUAUACCAUAACGGAAUGGGCAGGAAGGGUCAAUUUCGAUACUAAGAAGUUAUUCAUAAGGAUAACUCAGGAGUUCUAGGAACGCUGCAACAAUGAUUCUACAGUGCAACGCAUAUGAGUGUCAUCAGACAAACUGCCGGCGAUCUGUGUUCUCGUGUGUUUUCAUAUCGCUUUAUAUUGCUAAUUUCUAUUUAAGACAACUCGACAUUACCAUUUCUAUUUUUUAACACGUUCGCUACCACGUAUGUAAUGCAUGCGUUACCAAGGGAAAUUUAUCCGUUAUGUUACAUUAAGUCGGCAACGAACGUGUUAACGUGUUAUUUAUGUAAACUAUUAUAUGAAGGACCACUACUUGCUCAAGUACAUUGUACGAGCUACAUUAUCAGUUUCUAUAUUUGUACCCAUAAAAGCACGUCACGCGAAAUCGUAAUGUAGUGACGAGAUGGAGAGUAGUAUUACACAAACAUAAACGUUUUCGCGUGUCGUAGUGAUUAAGGAGAAAAAAGAUAGAAAAUUACGUUUCUCAUGUACAAACGUCUGUAAUAGACAACUACGAGUAUCUUAUGCUUUUUUAGUUUUCUACUGAGUUCUUUUUUUUUAUACAAAUCAUUGAUUGCGAACUCUUACAGGCGUGUAAUUAGAUAAAUGACUUUCUAUGAUAAAAUCAUUACAAAGCAAGACUUACAUGCGUCUUCAUGUGUAAUAUAAGUCAAAUAGGUAUCAAUACGCUGAAAGUAAGAUGUUUACUCGACCAGGCGAAUGUUACGUUUCUGUGAGUUGAUAUAUGUAUACGACAAGAAAUGAAAUAAAAGUACGUUGGAAAGAAA